AAAUGAAGUUAAUUUUGGAUUUUCCCUUUUGCGAAUCAAUUUUACAUCUUUAUUCUAACGUGGCAAAAUUAUCUGGUGUUUUUUAACGAUGUUAAUGUUUUGUCCAACUUGCGGUAAUCUGCUUUUGGUGGAGGAGGGCACUGAUUCACUCCGGUUCUCGUGCAACACAUGUCCUUACAUUUGCAAGAUAAAGCGCAAGAUAUCGACGCGAAUCUAUCCUAAGCUGAAGGAAGUUGAUCAUGUUAUGGGCGGUGCGGCUGCCUGGGAAAACGUAGAUUCAACUGACGCCGAUUGUCCGGCUUGUGCCCAUAAUCGUGCGUAUUUUAUGCAGAUGCAAACUCGUUCGGCAGAUGAACCUAUGACAACGUUCUACAAAUGUUGUAAUCCUACCUGUGGUCAUAAUUGGAGAGAAUAA
Armigeres subalbatus is the source of this 415-nucleotide messenger RNA. RefSeq names its product DNA-directed RNA polymerase III subunit RPC10 (gene Polr3K). Gene Ontology annotation, biological process: termination of RNA polymerase III transcription; DNA-templated transcription. Gene Ontology annotation, molecular function: nucleic acid binding; zinc ion binding. The transcript has 2 exons. The record is from RefSeq and is a predicted model, not a curated record. The coding region runs from base 89 to 415 and encodes 108 amino acids. Lineage: Eukaryota; Metazoa; Arthropoda; Insecta; Diptera; Culicidae. Gene Ontology annotation, cellular component: RNA polymerase III complex.